Molecule: messenger RNA, 6751 nt
Organism: Macrobrachium nipponense
Lineage: Eukaryota; Metazoa; Arthropoda; Malacostraca; Decapoda; Palaemonidae
Product: mucin-2-like
Biological process (GO): transmembrane transport; monoatomic anion transport; monoatomic ion homeostasis
Cellular component (GO): plasma membrane; basolateral plasma membrane
Molecular function (GO): solute:inorganic anion antiporter activity
Source: RefSeq, a predicted model, not a curated record
GGUGUGGAGAGUGUUGAGGGAAAGAUGCAUCGGAGUGGCGAGGGCCCCUGAGGCGGCGUGGCGAGAGAGGUGUGAUGCUGACUUGUGGUGUGGUCAUGGAGAGUGUCGUGCCAUCGAGUAGUAGCAGUAGCGUGUCUUCCCGGGUGCCACCCACUGCCUCCCCCGACACAAUGUCCACUCCCCCGCACCCGACAUCCCUCAAACGACCCGCUAACAAUGGUAACAGUUCCCACAUCAAUGUUGACAGUGAUCGGACAGUGCCACCAGGGGGAGGGGCAGGUCCCCCAGUAUCGACAAUCGCCACAUCCACUACUACGUCGUCAGCGCCUUUGACAAAUAGUUCAGCCACGCCUACGAAGCCACCGGAAACGCUCUCGAAGGAUGGGUCAUCCCCCUUGGCUUCCCCAAACCAGCAGCGCCCUUCGAGUACGGCAGGUGGACCUCUUUCUGCAGGGUCACCCAAAUUACCUCCCCCUCCUUCACAUCCUAGUCCCAACAGAAGUAGGCGAUCCUCUGCCCAGGGACAUUCUCCCUCAUCCCCUCAAUCCCCAAGGUCUCCGAGAUCCCCGAGGUCACAAAGUAGCUUUCAUAUGCAGGACUCCCCAGUCAAGGCUGCCGGUCGGCCUAAUAGUCCUCUGCCGGUCGGAGAGACUCGUAGCUCCCUCGCCAAAGGGGUCAGCACCCCUAGUUCUGAAGCUCAGUUAAGGUUAGUUCAGACUCCUCCCACAACACAGACAACAUCAACGCAAUCAUCGCAACAACCCGUCAAACCGCCAGAGUCUGUCGUUACAUCACAGCCGUUGUCGCCCCAGCAGUCAAGAACACCACAGCCUGUUCCAUCGACACAACCUUUGUCUCCUCAGACGCUCAUGUCUAAAUCAGCACAGCCAGCAGCAGCAGCACAACAACCAGGCCAGGCAUCAAUAUCACAACCUGUGUCACAAUCAGCAGUGAAAUUACAAUCAGUAGUGACACAAGCACCGUCAAAAGGGCCGAGUAAAUCGGCAGAAACGCUGCCAUCACAGCAACUAAAAUCAGGAGAAUCAGUGAUGCCACAACAGACACAAUCAACACAACCUUUGUCACCACAACAAGGAAAACUCACACAACCAGUAUUACAACAGGCAGAAAAACCUACCCAGCCAGUAUCAUCACAACCAGGAAAGUCUGCCCAACAGGCUACAUCCAAACAAGCAGUGUCAUCGCAACCUGAGAAAUCCUCACAACCAAAAUCAUCGCAUCCAGAGAAACCUACACAACCAUUGCCAUCACAACCAAAAAAACCCACUCAGCAAGGGCCAACACAACCGACAAAAUCCACGCAAUCAGAGUCAUCACAACCGGCAAAACUUACACAGGCUGUGGUACAACCAGUGCUACCACAACCUACGUCAUCCACACAACCAGUAACACCUCUCCCGUCAAAAUCCACACUACCAUUGACACCAGAACCGGCAAAAUCCACACAACCAUUGCCACCACAACCGGCAAAAUCCACACAACCAUUGCCACCACAAGCGGUAAAAUCCACACAACCAUUGCCACCACAACUGGCAAAAUCCACACAACCAUUGCCACCACAACCGGUAAAAUCCACACAACCAUUGCCACCACAACCGGCAAAAUCCACACAACCAUUGCCACCACAACCGGCAAAAUCCACACAACCAUUGCCACCACAACCGGCAAAAUCCACACAACCAUUGCCACCACAAGCGGUAAAAUCCACACAACCAUUGCCACCACAACCGGCAAAAUCCACACAACCAUUGCCACCACAAGCGGUAAAAUCCACACAACCAUUGCCACCACAAGCGGUAAAAUCCACACAACCAUUGCCACCACAACCGGCAAAAUCCACACAACCAUUGCCACCAUUGUCAACAAAGUCUACACAACCAUUGUCACCACAACCACUAAAGUCUCCACAAACAGUUUCGCCACAACCGACAAAGUCUACACAACCAUUGACACCACAACCAGUAAAAUCUCCACAAACAGUUUCACCACAGCCAACAAAGUCUACACAAGCAUUGUCAUCACAACCCGUCAAGACGACACAACCACUGUUGUCACAACAAGCAAAUUCCACACAACCACUUCCAGCACAACAGACAACAUCCACUCAGCCACUUGCACCACAGCUGGCAAAUUCUACUCAGAGCAAGAAACCCUCAAAGCCUCCAGUGUUACCGCAACCAACCAAGUUCUCGCAAUGCCCAGUGUCCCCAAUCAAUUUAAAAUCACCACAACCUCCCAUGUCACCGCAACCGACUAAUUCCCCUCAACCAUUAUCUCCACAACCAACGAAUUCGCCUCAACCAUUGUCACCACAACCAGUCAAUUCUCCCCAACCAAUGUCACCCCAGUCGCUAAAAUCACCACAGCAAAUGUCACCACAGUCGUCAAAAUCAUCACGGCCAAUGUCACCACUGUCGAUAAAGUCGUCGCGGCCCAUGUCCCCGCAAUCGUCAUUGUCAAGACCAGUAUCACCACUUCCAUCGAAAACGUCACGGCCAGUUUCACCACAACCAGGGAGAUCAUCACGGCCAGUGUCGCCGCAACCGGGGAGAUCAUCACGAACGAUGUCACCACAACCGUUAAAAUCUCCCCAGCCAAUGUCUCCACAACCUCAGUCACCACAGUCACAAUCACCCCAGCCACAAUCACCACAACCUUUGAAGUCACCAUUACCUCAAAUACCACCACCUCCUUCAUCCAAGGGAGUCAUCCAGAGUGGAAUCCCUGUCAGCAUCGCUGUCAGUGGUAGUACGACUGCCACCACAGGCGGGGCCAUUACCAAAUUCAUGGGUGUCAAGCAAGGGCGCGCCCCUCGAGCGCCUCAGCCUCCACCGCCGCAUCGCCUCAUUCGGCAGCACUCGUUAGCGGCCGUCCUGGGGCUUUUCAGGGGUCGAGACGACCGGGGAAACCCAAUGGAUUUGGCUGACGAUUGGCCAACGGUCAGGGAAGAACCCGAAGAACUCGAGCGAUCUUCGGGCAGCAAUAAUUCUCGCUCACACUCCAUCCCGUCCACUUCUGUUCCGCAUUUACCGCAGGUGACACGUCGCAAGCGUCGAAGUUCAUGCCACACAGAUUUGACCGGGGUUACUCUGACCACCAGUGGCGGAGCGGGGGCCCUUCCUCUUGCUAUCAAGAAAAAGACUUUGAGCAGCGACGCCGCUGCAGCUUCCGUGUGCACUCGCCGAUGUUCCCUCACUCUGCCCUAUGCCACACUUUACGGGUCAUGGCAGACCACCGCCUCUGCCCCUGGUAGCAGACAUGGCAGCAACGAAAUGCCUCCUUCGGCAUCAGUACCUCCCAGGAGAUCCGGGGGUUCCGUUCAGGUGGAGAUGACCCACGUAGGAGGUCAGAUACCCCCGCCUGUGCCCAACAGCCGCAGCGGAGGAACAACCAACCGCGUGACUCAACCCUCUACAACAGCAACCUCUUCUUCUAUGACUACUUCCUCUUCGACAGCCCCACUCCUUCCCCAACCCUCAGGGGGACCCUUUCAUGACCUUUUCAGUGACCCUUUGAACCCUUUGAGUGAGACCGUAACUCAAUUGCUGGCUUGUUCGUUACAGAAAGUGCCCAUGAAGGACUUUGGCUCUGAGGUACGGGCCACCAUGGACAUCGUCCAUUUCCUCUCUCAGGCCACCUUAUUGCUGGAUGUGGUCGAGACCUCCCUGGAAGGCAUUACAGACAUGCUGCUCACCAAACUCCUGGAGAAGGACGAACCCUUAUGCUCUGUUGCUGAGGCCAAGUCUAUCCUCUUCACACAUGACACCUGCCCUAGCAGCUUAGCAGUUAAACCGCAUAUUCUACAGUUGAGUAUUAAUGCCUCGUCAAAUGAGAAGGACAGUCUUUCAAAAGUGCACCUGUUAGCGCGGACGAUCCAGGGUACAGCCAGCUCAGAAAAUGGAAGUUUCGACUACGAUCAGUCGUGGAUUUGUGCCCUCGGCAACUUGCCCUCGCUGCAGCGUCGCCACGUCGCCAUUGCCCGGCUGAAGCACCCGGCCAACAUGGGGCGCACCAGCAAGCAAGUGAAGCUCUUCAUCCUGGUUCUCUGUCCCAGCAAGGAGAAAGGGACCAAGAACUCCCUGGAGACUGGCCGAACCUUCGCGACCAUCUUCGCCGACAUGGACUUCCGCCAGAGGUUGCUGGAGGCGGCAACCGAGGAGGAAUUCAAGCGCCUCAUCAUCAAACACUCUCAAGAACUUGCCGAAGAACAACAAAUGAGCAAUGACAAGCGCAUCGAGAUGAACCAUGAAAGAGGGGAAGAGUUCGAAUACCAAGAGAAACGGUGUGUGUUUGCCCGUGGCCUCAGAGAAGACUUCCAUCGCCGUAUACCGCACUACCUCUCCGAUUACAGAGAUGGCGUCGUCGGUCACAAAACGGUUCAGAAGGUCGUGUCUACCACAUUCUUCCUGUACUUCGCCUGCAUUCUUCCUGCCAUCGCUUUCGGCGUACUCAAUGAUCACAACACACACGGGAAAAUAGAUGUAAAGAGGGUCAUCAUAGGACAGGUUAUAGGUGGCGUGUUCUGGGGCGUUUUCUCUGGUCAGCCUCUCCUUAUCCAGCUAACUACAGCCCCGUUAGCCAUUUACAUCAAAAUUAUAUACUAUAUCUGUGAUGACUUCAAGCUGGACUUCAAUGCCAUGUACUGUGCGACAGGAUUGUGGAACAGCUUUUUCUUGGUAGUUUACUCUCUGUUCGACGUCUCGAGACUGAUGAGGUGGUCCACAAGAUCAACGGAAGAGAUCUUUGCCCUCUUCAUCUCCAUUGCCUUCACCAAUGAUGCAUUCAACGAUGUCAGAAAAAAUUUCAGGGCCAAUUACUACAGUCAAGCUUGCCAAGGUGGGAGCAACAGCAGCAUGCAAAGAAACCAAACCGCUUAUAUAGUCUUAAAAAAUUAUUCAGAAAACUACAUAGUCAGUAUAAGUGAUAGUCAUGGAUUAGAUACUAAUUCUACCAUGACCCUUGUCGAAGAUGUUUGUACCAGAGAGAACUCUAUCCUUUACCUCCUUCUAAUGUUUGGAACCCUGUGGCUGGGAGUUGUGCUCUACAAUUUUAAUAAGACGCCGUACCUGAAUGCCAAUAAACGUGAGGUUUUAGCAGACUACGCCUUACCUGUUGCUGUCAUUGUUUUGUCCUUCAUUGGCUCCUACAUCUUCCGAGAUGUUCAUUUGGAACACUUCCGAUAUGAUGACAAUUAUGACGUAUUCAAAUUGGCACCUCUUGAGUCGUUGCCGCUCCCUGCAGUUUUUGCCACAAUGGGUCUUGGUUUUUCGCUGUCUAUGCUCUUCUUUAUGGACCAAAAUAUUGGCUCAGCAAUGGUCAACAACCCAUGUAACAAACUAAAGAAGGGUCCAGCGUAUCACCUCGACUUGCUGGUUGUUGCCCUGAUGAAUGGAUUUCUCUCCCUCUUUGGUUUACCCUGGAUGCACGCAUGUUUGCCUCAUUCGCCAUUACAUGUCCGCUCUUUAGCUGAUGUUGAAGAACGAGUAGAACAAGGACAUGUUUAUGAAAUAAUUGUGAAGGUGCGUGAAACCCGGCUGACGGGCCUGUUCUCAAAUAUUCUUAUUGGUCUGUCCAUCUUUUUGCUACCGUACCCUUUGGCUUACAUCCCAACGGCAGUGCUUGAUGGUCUCUUCCUGUACAUGGCAGUUACUGCACUCAAUGGCAAUCAGAUGUUUGAAAGAAUCUCGUUAUUUUUCAUGGAACAGGCUGCUUACCCUCCAAAUCACUAUAUCAGGAGGGUUCCUCAACGAAAAAUUCACAAAUUCACAGGACUACAAAUUGUACAGCUAGUUGUUAUGUGUUCAUUUGGGUUUGCCCCGUGGCCCUACUUGAAAAUGAUGUUCCCUGUAGCCCUCCUCCUGCUAUUGCCUAUCAGGCAUAAACUGGUUCCUCUAGUUAUCGAAGAGAAGUACCUAGCAGCCUUGGAUGGUGAGCAUCAGUAAGGAAGGCACAUUCUGUAUCACAUGACGUCUGCUGCAAUCAGAAAGUCCAUAUAUGCUUGUGGGUUUUCUGUCUUGCCAGAUAAAUUCAUCUUAUGUGAUGUAUCAUUAUUUAAAAUUUGCAGGUUAUAAGAGCAGACAUUUGACAAACAUCAGUAUCAUGUGUUCUCCAAAUACAAUCAUUACCUGGUUAGUGGACAUAGUAGUCUGUGGGAGUAGCUCACUAGUGCAUAAUAAGUUUGUACGCAAUGCGUAGUCUGAUUAAGUAGGUAAGUUUUAUGAGAGAAUAAAAUGGUUGAACAUUGGAAAAAAAGUCCUGUUGUGAUCUACCACAUUAUACAUACACACAUAUGCAAAAGACACUACUCCAUUGACUGCAGGUCUGUCCUUGCCACCACCAACACUUCCGGAUGCAAGCUUCCCCUUUCAUGUGGGUGGCUAGGAUGGUCUAGUGGCUUUGGAACUUGUAAAGUGGGUUUUAACAUUCAUUAUAUGCAAAUCUGGGUAUGUGAAAUAGCUCUCCACAAAUCAAUUGCAAAUACACUAGAAAUGCGCACAAAGUCUAUCAGAGGGUCUCCCUACUGUAUGUGUUAUGGACAUUCUCAUGCACCUAUGUAUGUCUAUGUCUUUAUGACCACUUUGCAUAGAUGUUAAGUGGUUAUAUCUGGACAAUGUAGGUGAGUAUCAUUAGCACUUAGCACUGUUGCAGUCAGAGGCCUACUUACUUAAUAAAGGCUCUCUGGUUAAAAUAAACAAAAAAAAAAACAAAAAAAAGAGCCCUUAAGGUACCA